GUUCGUAGAGCGUGUGUGUGCGCUGUGUUGUCCACCGUGUACCAGUCUGAGCGCACAGCGGAUCUCUGCACUUAGACCAGAGCCAUGGCUUGAGUUACAGUACCUGCGGGCCAUCCCAUUAUCAAAUGAUGUUCUUUUAACCAACAUGCGACGGAUUGCUCUGUUCUUCUGACCUGAAAAAGACCCGAUUCCCCGGUCGGUCCGGAUUAAUUUCCUGCGCAUCAUUUGGACAGGCGUCUCUAGGAUGGAGCACAUCAGAACACCAAAGGUGGAGAAUGUGCGUAUGAUUGAUAGACUGACCCCCAGGAAAUCUACGGUGGGAACAUUAUACCUUUCCUCUACUCACACUAUAUUUGUAGAGAACUCGGAGGCUCACAAAGAGACCUGGGUUCUGCACAGUUUGGUAUACAAUGUGGAGAGACUCCCAACAAACUCCUCAGGAAGUCCUCUCAUUAUCCGCUGUAAGAACUUCCAUGUUUACCGACUGCUGAUCCCACAGGAGAAGGACUGUUUAGAUGUGCUGGCCUCCCUCACUCAGCUUUCAUGCCCAGAACGCUAUGGAGAGCUGUUUUGUUUCUCUUUUAACCCCAACCUGGAUAAAGAAUUAAGGGAAAAGGCAUGGGGCUUCAUCAACCUGAAGGCAGAAUUCAGCCGAAUGGGAAUACCCUGCAACCUCUGGCAUGUCACAGCAGCCAAUCAUGAGUACAGAUUGUGUGACACUUACCCGUCAGAGCUGUUUGUGCCAAAGUCAGCCUCCCCUGCUGUCAUUGUGGGCAGUGCCAAGUUCCGGAGUCGAGGGCGUCUUCCUGUUCUCUCCUACUUCCACAGAGACACCAGUGCAUCAAUCUGCCGGAGCAGUCAGCCUCUUACUGGCUUCAGUGCACGCUCCUCAGAUGAUGAGCAGAUGCUGCAGGCCAUUAUGAAGUCAAACCCUGUCAGCGAGUUCAUGUAUGUGGUGGACACAAGGCCAAAGCUAAAUGCCAUGGCUAAUCGUGCUGCAGGGAAGGGCUACGAGAAUGAAGACCAUUACACUAACAUAAAACUACAGUUCAUUGGCAUAGAAAACAUCCAUGUCAUGAGGAACAGCCAACAGAAGCUUAUAGAUGUUGGUGAACUCGCUGCUCCCUCCAUGAGUGAUUUCCUGUGGGGUCUGGAGAACUCUGGGUGGCUAAAACACAUCAAAGCUGUACUAGAUGCUGGAGUCUUCAUUGCAAAGGCAGUGGCGGAGGAUGGAGUGAGUGUUUUGGUGCACUGUUCAGACGGAUGGGACAGAACAGCUCAGGCCUGUUCGGUGGCUAGUGUGCUUCUGGAUCCAUACUACAGAACUAUCAAAGGACUGAUGGUUCUGAUUGAGAAGGACUGGGUAUCAUUUGGACACAAGUUUUCCCACAGGUAUGCUCACCUUGAUGGUGACCCUAAGGAGGUUUCUCCAGUCAUGGACCAGUUUCUGGAGUGCGUGUGGCAGUUGAUGCAGCAGUUCCCAUGUGCAUUUGAGUUCAGUGAGCGAUUCCUCAUACAGCUACACACACAUAUCUACUCCUGCCAGCAUGGGAACUUCAUCGGCAAUUGCCAGAAAGAAAGGAGAGAUUUGAGGUUACAAGAGCGAACUCACUCUUUGUGGCCGCACCUGUGGGAGAACAGGGCUGAAUACACAAACCCUCUAUACAGGACAGACCACAGUCAGACACAGGGUGUUCUGAAACCUCUCACCACUGCCUACUGCUUCAAGUUUUGGAAGGGAAUGUACGGCCGUGCAGAGAAAAGUGUGGCCUCACACCAAUCUCCAGCCGAUUGCCUGAACGCAGUGAGGGAGGAGUCACAACAAUUGGAGGAGGAGCUUAGCUCCCACCAGGAGAGACUUGCCCAACUGAAGGAAAGGAAAACUUCAGGGGAGAGGAAGAAGACCAACAAGUUGUCUGAACGUGUCCGACGUCCAAUUCCAACCGAGAGCGAACUCGGCAGCCCUCUAGACUACUUCACCGCUCCAAGAAGCGAGAAAAGCACUCCUUCCUUCACACUGCCUCUACAGUUAGCAGCCCCACACAAGAACGGUGACCCUGAUGACCUUUCAACCUGCAGUGAUUUCGAGUCAGGUGUGGCUGACCUCAGCAGCUACUCCUCUAGUGGUGGAGACGACACUAAGGACCCCGAUUCUGACGAGGUGGUCAAAGCAAAUGCCUGAACUAAAACAGAACUGGUGACAAUGAGGGACAAAAGCACAGUAACGACUACCAAACUGGGAACUGCUGGGUUUUUAAUGUUAUUUUAAUUUUUUUAAUCUGUGUGUGAAUUUAUAUUUAAGUAUGUGAACAAGAACACACAUCCAAGAUGGUCUAUUAUAGUAAAUUCUUAUUUUUUUGUAUAGUAUUUUAGGUUUUGGUUUGACUGUAUUUUACUGUCUGAUCCUUUAAGCCGUCAGUCAUUUUUUGUCUUGACAUCUUCCAUAGCUAUGCUCGGAACAGCAUAUUACCAUACUAUUCAUACUAAUACACAGAACAUAUAUCAUAACCCAGAAUUAUGGAAGCUUGUUUCAGCCAUGCGAUUAAAAAAAGUUAAAUGUGACCUUUUGUCUCACAAUUUUAUCUUUUAUUACUUACAAUUCGGACUGUUUUUCUCACAACUCGAGUUUACAUCUUGCAAAUUGUUUUGUUUCCACCAUAGUUUUAUCUAACAAUUCUGACUU
This is a messenger RNA of Sinocyclocheilus grahami, 2683 nucleotides long. It is a transcript of the gene mtmr7b, whose product is annotated as myotubularin related protein 7b. The transcript has 14 exons. Gene Ontology annotation, molecular function: phosphatidylinositol-3,5-bisphosphate phosphatase activity; phosphatidylinositol-3-phosphate phosphatase activity. Gene Ontology annotation, cellular component: cytoplasm. Gene Ontology annotation, biological process: phosphatidylinositol dephosphorylation. NCBI's taxonomy places the organism in Eukaryota, Metazoa, Chordata, Actinopteri, Cypriniformes, Cyprinidae. The record is from RefSeq and is a predicted model, not a curated record. The coding region runs from base 245 to 2182 and encodes 645 amino acids.